AUGUCUUCAGAAAUUAAGAAAGAAGAAAUUGAUUCCAAAGAAGAAGAAGCAGCGGUAAAAGAAAUAUGGAAAUAUGUUUUGGGUUUCACUCCAAUGGCUGUAGUUAAGUGUGCCAUUGAGCUCAGGAUACCCGAUAUUCUCCAAAAACAUGACACCCCGAUGACACUUACCAAACUUGCAUCCGAGCUCGGGUGUUCAUCAUCAUCCUUGUAUAGAAUCAUGAGGUUCUUGAUCCAGUAUAAGAUAUUUCAAGAAAAGCCCAUAUCAGACACAUCCAUUGGAUACGCUCUAACACCUUUGUCCCGGCUUCUAACGAGGCAUGGAAAACAUAGCAUGGCUGAUUUGGUGCUUUUAGAGAGCACUCCGGUCAUGUUAGCAGCAUGGCACAAGCUAAGUGCUAUGGUUUUGGGCAGCCAAAACACGCCUUUUGAGGCAGCACAUGGUGUUGAUCUAUGGAAAUUCGCAGCCGCAAAUCCUAGUCAUAGUAAGCUCAUUAACGAUGCCAUGGCUUGUGAUGCUCGGAAUGCCGUGAGGGCGGUGAUCGAGGGUUGUCCGGAGGUGUUUGAGGGGCUGAAGACGGUGGUGGAUGUUGGUGGUGGUGAUGGAACGGCUCUAGGAUUGAUUGUUGAGGGUUGUCCAUGGAUCAAAGGGAUUAAUUUCGAUCUGCCUCAUGUUGUGUCAGUGGCUCCUGCAUGGAAAGGUGUAGAACAUGUAGGAGGCAGCAUGUUUGAUCAUAUUCCAAAAGCUGACGCUGCUUAUUUGAUGAAAGUAUUGCACGAUUGGGGAGACGACGAAUGCAUUGACAUACUAAGAAAAUGUCGAGAGGCUAUUCCUCAAGAUACAGGGAAGGUGAUCAUCGUAGAGUCAAUUGUUGGACUUGAAGAAAACCAUGACUUUGAAGACGUGGUAUUGAUGCUUGACAUGGUGAUGAUGGCUCAUACAAGCACCGGUAAAGAACGAACUUUAAAAGAGUGGUCAUGUUUGUUUGAUGAGGCUGGAUUCACUCGUUACAGUAUAAAACAAAUUACAAGCUAUCACUCUGUUAUUGAAGUUUAUCCCUGA
Messenger RNA from Lactuca saligna, 1062 nucleotides. Lineage: Eukaryota; Viridiplantae; Streptophyta; Magnoliopsida; Asterales; Asteraceae. The record is from the annotation of a GenBank genome assembly.